CAGCAACAAAUUUAAAAAUUGAAGGAGGUGGACUUAAAUCAUUUAUUAAAACAAGAUGGACUUCGAUGUAUGAAGCUACAUCUUCAAUUAUACGAAUGCAACAUGCAUUAGAAGAGAUAGCAUUUAAUAAAUCCGAUGAAAUUACAAAUAAAAUUGUAAAACGAUAUUUGAAAAAGCGUAUAUUUUAUGAUGAAGUUACGACUUUAUCAAAAAUUCUUCAACCAAUUAAAACAGCCAUUCUGAUGGUAGAAGGAGAACAAACCAAUCUAGCUGAUGCUUUCAUUCAAAUAAUUCG
Messenger RNA from Ambispora gerdemannii, 295 nucleotides. The record is from the annotation of a GenBank genome assembly. NCBI's taxonomy places the organism in Eukaryota, Fungi, Glomeromycota, Glomeromycetes, Archaeosporales, Ambisporaceae.